Messenger RNA from Aethalodelphis obliquidens (Pacific white-sided dolphin), 3187 nucleotides. RefSeq lists its product as uncharacterized. Bases 140 to 946 code for a protein of 268 amino acids. The transcript has 4 exons. Lineage: Eukaryota; Metazoa; Chordata; Mammalia; Artiodactyla; Delphinidae. The record is from RefSeq and is a predicted model, not a curated record.
ACGCAGCCCCUCGGCUGUGCCCGCGCUGACCGCAGCCCCGCAGCGUCGCCGCCGCCGCCGCCUUCCCUGCCCGGCAGACAGCGCCAGCCGCCUGGGAGCCCCGGGGGACGCGCCGUCCGGCCUCCAGCCAACAGCAGUGAUGGAUCCAGGCGCCUGGCGUGGGGCCAGAGCCCGGGCGGACGCGAGGGCGCCGGGAGCUGCAACUCGCCACCGCUGGGUGGUGGGGGCUUUGGGAGACCCAAGAGGCAUCAGGCUUGCCCUCCAGGAGCCCUCAGGCUGUGGGCAGAAGCUCCAGGGGCUUGGCUGGGAUCCCAAGCUAAUGGAAACUCUGCGGUCCAGGGAGGCUUCAGGACGACUAAAAGAGGAACCAGGCCCAGAGCUGGAGGACCAGUCCUGUAAGCCUGGGAGAGAGCACGGCCUCUACCCUGAGGUACUGGGGAGCCAUGGGAAGGACAUGUCCUGGUCAGGCUUAUCUUCCAGGAGGUUACAGAGUACAGAGCAACUGGAGGAGGAGAGGGAAGAAGUGGGGAGGCCGGGGGAGGGUGGUGCAGAACUGGACAGUGAGUUCUGGACAUGGAACAGAGCAAACAAUUUCAUAAAGCAGAUGGGCGAGGUCAACUCUGAACACCCCCUCUCCCCCAUCCAUAGGUGGGCCCCUGGCUCAGAGCUCUCCCACCCAGCCCAGCCUGGGAACUCAUGUGAACCCUCCGCAGGGCCUGGGGUAUCUCUGCCCCAACCAAGUGGAACCAGGAAAAGCCCCAAGAGGGAGUCCAGUCCAAGGAGCAGCUCUUCUGGCCUGAGGGAAGGACUAGUAGCUUCCAGAGCCUUCCAAAGACCCCAGACCCAAGACUCCAAAACGCUGGCCCGGUUGCUGGGGCUCUCACCAUCUGGUGGGGACACCACCAUGAGUUUUUUGCUCCUGAAUCAUGGGAUUCUACAGUGCUAGGAAAGGCUGCUGAUGGACAGGGGACUUGGGUUUGAAUACAACUGUUCCUUCUGCUCUGUGAUCUCAGACACUCGGUGGGCCUCUCUGAUCCUCUCUGCCAGGAGGAAUUCUGACCUUGCCUGCCUUCUAGGUAACCAAUACAUCUAUAAUCCUCAGCAUAUCUGGGAAAAGAAUAACUUUUCGAAGAGGGAGGAUGGAACCAUAUCCAAACAACUGUUGGUAGUGGGACCAAGGCAGCAGGGAAACAGUCUGGAUGUGGACCUCAUUCUGGUGGCACAGACUCCCUCCCACUUCCAGGUAUUAUGGAAGCCAGAAGAGCUGUUGCAAGACACACCUCCAGGAGCACCACUUACCUGGUUUACAGUGUGAAUGAGCCCCAGGAUGUUACCUGAGCUCCAUGCCCUACCUCCUCUGAACUUGCCACCUACACGCACAAGUACAACACCCAUGCCUCAGAGAAGGCUCUGAUGGGAUCUCUUGGUUACCACCUAACCCAAAGCAUCCACACUGGACAGUCUUUGCAGCUCCGUCCUCCCCUCCAGCCUGUCCAUGUUUACCUUCAGCUCCCAGAACUGGUCCAGCCACCAGGCCAGCCAGAUUAUGUGAAGCAGAAUCCUUUGAAGGGGCUAUGGAUGUAGCAGACCCCAGAGCCACAGGGAAUCCCUUCCAGGGCCACUCUGACCCUGGCACUGCCACUGUCUCUGGCUCAGCUACAAAAGGAGGCACACCACAGGCAGCUAUCCUCUGCUGUAGGAGAUCAUUAACUCCCCAGCCUUGUUAAGCCAGCUUCCUUUUUCAGGCCCUUCUUAGCUCAUUUUAUGUUGUUUUUUUUUUUUUUGAGGGGGUUUCUUUUGGCCACAGUGUGAGGCAUGUGGGAUCUUAGCUCCCUGACCCGGGAUCGAACCUACGCCCCCUGCAGUGGAAGCAUGGAGUCUUAACCACUGGAUGGCCAAGGAAGCCGCCUCAUUUUAUGAUAUUUUGACUGGACCUUGUAUGGACUCAAGUUGUUUUCCAGUUCUUCCCUUGAUGGCCAACAUUUACAGCUGGAUUUUUAUCAAAGUAUGAAGUUGUACAAAUCCUAGAAUUUCAUAGCUAGAAAGGACCUUAAAGAUUGUCGUAGCCACCAUGCUUUGAGAGUUUAUAACUUUGUGUCAGACACUUUGUACAGAUGUUUUUGGCUGCCCAGUAUAUCCUUUCCUUUUCCUAUGACAUCACCCUGUCCACAGAGAUUCACAGUGUCCACACUUCAGGGAUGAGCACGUAACCCAAAUUUGGCCUAUUAAAGUCAAUCCCAAGAUUUUUGUGGGAAUAUCAGGAAAGAGUAGUCCUUACCUCUUGAAGGUGAGUCAGCAGGUGAAUGAAGCUAAAACAUAACAAAGAGACCGAGAGAAAGAGAGACAGACAGACAGAGACAGAAAGAGAGACAGAGACAGAUUUCUGGUUUCAGUGCUUGAACACCUGGAUCUAGCCAUGCCUGAACCAAGAAUUUUCAAUUAAAUGAACUGAUACAUUCCCUUUUUUUGUGGAGUUAGUUUUAAUUGGGUUUUUGUCACUUGAAGCCAAAACAGUCUUGACAAGUAUGAGUAGAUGUCUCUGUCCUCAAUUUUUUGAUUAGAAAUCUGAGGAACCAGCUAGCUCUGGGUUCUCAGGCAAGUCACUAAAGCUCUCUGACAUCAGGUUGCUCUGACAAAGAUUGAAAGGACUGAAUUUCUUCAACUUCAGGACUCCUUUGCUCUCCUGGGAUCUCUGGAGCUACCUGGCCACAUGCCUUUAAAAGAAUCAAUCACUUGUUGUGAGUCUCAAUUUUCUGAGCUACAAAAUAGGACAGUCAUUCCUUCCCUCCUUACCUUGGGAGAGUCCAGUGAGAAAGUGUUUGGAAAAUUGCUUGUACUGAAGCAAAUGUUAUGUAGUGUGCAUAUUAUACAGAGGAGGAAUCUCAGCUCAUACCAGACAACCAUUGUCCCCAAAUGGCUCAUAUCUCUUCCAAAACAGUUUUUUAACACUUUUAAAAAUAAAACUUAAGACAUUAAAACAUAUUUAUAAAGAAGGCUUACCCACAGCAUCUCAUUGGGCAGGAUCUAGCUCAGGACAGGCCCAGGUAAAGUAAGAGAUAUGGCACUGAGUGAAGCUUGCUUGGGAAUCACUCUUUGUCACUCUUUGCUGUGAGCUCUCUAGGAAGCUUUACCUUCAGGCUGUUUUUUGUUUUGUUUUGUUUUAAUAAAUUUAUUUAUUUUUUGAGGC